AUGAUAAUAAGAUCCCUAAUUCUGCGGCAUGGCCGUCUUGCCCUCCCGCGAUAUACUCCUGGCCGAACUCUUAGACGGUGCUACGCCAGCCAGAUCGAAGAAACAUACACGAAUCCGGACCAGGACCAGCAAUAUGUUGCCGGCGCCGAGGAUGCCACCAAAAGUCAAGUCAUGACUGCCAUCUCCACUCAGAACAGCAUAGCAUCGGACGACCAAGUAGCACGCGACUGGGAAUUCUUCCACCACCAAAAGGCCGUGACAGGCAAGAUCGGAAGCGAAGUAGAAACCCACUAUCGCCCACACGAACUCCUAUCGAACCCACCGAGUCCCAGAGACAUCACACUCGAGCUCUUGAUGGCCAGUCAGUCGCAUAUCGGACACUCGACGAGCUUAUGGCAUCCCGCGAAUGCCAAAUAUAUCUUCGGUGUGCGUGGCGAACAGGAUCCCAUCCACAUCAUCUCUCUCGACGUCACGGCGGCACAUCUGCGACGGGCCUGUAAAGUCGUGUCUGGCGUGACGGAAAGAGGAGGAUUGGUGCUGUUCGUGGGAUCACGAGAAGGACAAGCACGGGCAGUAGUCAACGCGGCAUCGAUGGCGCAAGGCUGUCAUUUAUUUACGAAAUGGAUUCCUGGCACCAUCACCAAUGGACAACAGAUCUUAGGCAAAUGCAAGAAGAAGGUGGUCAAUCAUCGCGAUGAAGAGGUAAAGGGGUUCGAGGAUCAAUUGAUUCAGAAAGCGGCUGUCAAGCCUGAUCUGGUGGUCUGUCUUAACCCGUUGGAGAACUAUGUGCUAUUGCACGAGUGCGCGCUGAACAACAUCCCGACGAUUGGGAUCGUGGACACCGAUGUCAAUCCAACUUGGGUGACAUAUCCCAUUCCUGCGAACGACGAUAGUCUGCGAUGCGUGCAAGUCAUUGCUGGUGUACUGGGAAGAGCAGGACAGGAAGGGCAAGCUUUGCGACGCGAGGGAGCGCUUGUGGGUGAUUAUCCGCCUAGGCAGGACCAUGGUUUAGAGCCGCCCAAUGAAGUGGAGAAGGAUGGGAGUAAGCAAGAUGAAGCAGAGAGGGGGAGAACGCUGUUGACAGCUGGGGAUGCUUAA
Molecule: messenger RNA, 1098 nt
Organism: Recurvomyces mirabilis
Lineage: Eukaryota; Fungi; Ascomycota; Dothideomycetes; Mycosphaerellales; Teratosphaeriaceae
Exons: 2
Coding region: 1-1098 (365 amino acids)
Biological process (GO): translation
Cellular component (GO): ribosome; mitochondrial small ribosomal subunit
Molecular function (GO): structural constituent of ribosome
Source: RefSeq, a predicted model, not a curated record